AUGGCACCAAGCUUCCUCAAGAAGCUCAAGACCGUGGUCAGCGACCUGAUCACCAAGAUGAAGAGCGCCCUGAAGGGCAGCAGCGACGACAGCAGUAGGCGGUCAUCAACGGCCUCGCCAGCCACUCAACUCAAGCAGGAUGAAAAAGAGCGCGCCAGGCUCCCUUCCACCGCUCCUGCAAAGGUGCGCAUGGCCCUUGACGAUUGA
Aureobasidium pullulans EXF-150 is the source of this 207-nucleotide messenger RNA. RefSeq lists its product as uncharacterized. The record is from RefSeq and is a predicted model, not a curated record. Lineage: Eukaryota; Fungi; Ascomycota; Dothideomycetes; Dothideales; Saccotheciaceae. The transcript has 2 exons. Bases 1 to 207 code for a protein of 68 amino acids.